Messenger RNA from Belonocnema kinseyi, 485 nucleotides. RefSeq names its product 60S ribosomal protein L44 (gene RpL36A). NCBI's taxonomy places the organism in Eukaryota, Metazoa, Arthropoda, Insecta, Hymenoptera, Cynipidae. The transcript is spliced from 4 exons. The record is from RefSeq and is a predicted model, not a curated record. Gene Ontology annotation, molecular function: structural constituent of ribosome. Gene Ontology annotation, biological process: translation. Gene Ontology annotation, cellular component: ribosome; cytosolic large ribosomal subunit. Bases 106 to 420 code for a protein of 104 amino acids.
AAAUAAAAUACAAAUUUGGUGUGCAACUCUGAAGAUUGCGCAUGCGCAAUCUCAAUUCAAAGUGCUAAUUUCCGGUGUUCUCUUCUUCCUUUCCAAACAUUCACGAUGGUGAACGUACCGAAACAGAGACGCACCUUCUGCAAGAAAUGCAAAGUGCACAAACCACACAAAGUUACUCAGUACAAAAAGAGUAAGGAAAGGCAUGCUUCCCAGGGCAGAAGACGUUACGACCGUAAACAACAAGGUUUCGGAGGUCAGACGAAGCCCAUCUUCAGGAAGAAGGCUAAGACUACCAAGAAAAUCGUAUUGAGGAUGGAAUGCACCGAGUGCAAGUACAGGAAACAGAUUCCUCUGAAGCGUUGCAAGCAUUUCGAGCUUGGAGGUGACAAGAAGAGAAAGGGCCAGAUGAUCCAGUUCUAAACUGCUUUUCGUCUUUAUUUCUCUUAAUGUAAUUUAAAAAUAAAAAAAUCGUUUGAUUUAAAAAA